Tricharina praecox is the source of this 1654-nucleotide messenger RNA. RefSeq lists its product as uncharacterized. The coding region runs from base 122 to 1621 and encodes 499 amino acids. Gene Ontology annotation, molecular function: FAD binding; oxidoreductase activity. The record is from RefSeq and is a predicted model, not a curated record. The transcript has 4 exons. NCBI's taxonomy places the organism in Eukaryota, Fungi, Ascomycota, Pezizomycetes, Pezizales, Pyronemataceae.
GAUUAGUCGAUGCAGAUGGCAUGUUGGGGUUAUGAAGUCUGUAUAAAGCACGCUCCUGGAGCCAGAAGUUCACGCUCUCCACAAUCACCAAGGUCUUUGUAUACCAUUCAGCUUGCCCACGAUGCGUGCUACCACCACCCUGUUCUCCCUGUCCCUCCUUCUGGCUGUCUCCGCCAGAAACACCUAUCGCUCCGUCCUUACAGACUGCCUGAACACGGCUUCGGUGCCAAUACUCCUCACGUCCACCACCGGCUGGGCAGAUGAGAUCGAGCCAUACAACCUCCGCUUCACGCCCGCACCUUCCGUCGUGGCCAUUCCGCGCACUCAAGCAGAAGUGCAAUCUGCGGUGAAAUGCGCACACGCAAACAAAAUCCGGGUUUCGGUCAAAGGCGGCGGCCAUAGCUACGGUGCCUACGGACUCAGCGGCACACUGGUACUCGACAUGGCCGAGUUCCAGACCGUGAAUCUCGACCAGACCACCAAGAUCGCUACCGUCGGAGCCGGUGUUCGGCUAGGGAACAUGGCCAAUAAGCUCUUCUCACUGGGGAAGCGUGGCGUUCCCCACGGAACCUGUGAGGGCGUAGGAAUCGGCGGCCACGCCACACUCGGCGGCUUCGGCCUCGACUCGCGCCUCUGGGGGUUAACGGUGGACACGAUCUCGUCGGUGACCGCCGUGCUCGCAAACGGCACUGCCGUGACCGCGUCCGCUUCUCAAAACAAGGAGCUAUUCUGGGCGUUGCGGGGCGCGGGGCCGGGCUUCGCCGUGGUCACCUCCUUCAAGCUCAAGACCUUUGCUGCGCCCGCCGUAAACAUCAACUGGUCGUACACGUACUCGUUCCCGACCCCGGCGGCCGCCGCAACCGCAUUCCAGAUCGCGCAGACGUGGGGACAGCAGAGCGCCCCCAAGGAGCUGGGGUACGGCAUCAUGCUGUUUCCUGGGAAUGCGUUUAUCGUCCGUGGUGUCUACUACGGCGCGAAGGCGAAGUACGAUGCGCUCAUUGCACCGCUUCUGGCGAAGUUGAAGACGGCGCAUGGGGGUGUCGAGCCGACGAAGAGCGUUAAAACCCUCGGCUGGAUCGACUCGCUGACGGAUCUGGCGGGCGCGGCGUUGGCGACCCCCGCUAGGGGUUAUGAUGCCCAUGAUACUUUUUACGCGAAAUCCAUCGUCACCGCCGAAUCCGCACCGCUCUCCUUCGAAGCGCUCACCGCGCUGUUCACCUACCUAUACACCGUCGUUCCGCCCAGCUCAGCGCAAUGGAUGAUAAUCGCGAACCUCUACGGCGGCCCGGGCAGCGUGAUCAACUCUUUGCCCGCAUCGACCGAUCCCAGCUCAACCAGCAGCUACGCCCACCGCACCGCCGGCUACGUCUUCCAGCUAUACGCGUACACCGCCAACUCCCUGCCGCCGUUCGAUGCCGAUAUUAUCCCGCUCGUGGAGGGCAUGGUUACCGCGAUGGGAGAGGAGGCCGCAGACCUGCCCGCUUAUGCGCCGUAUGCGGACCCGGAGCUGGGCCAGGCCGAGGCGCAGGUUAGGUACUGGGGUGAUGGAGUCGCGAGACUGAAGGUUAUCAAGGCCCAGGUCGAUCCCAUGGGGAUUUUGUACAAUCCGCAGGGGUUUUAGAGGUGUUGUUAAUGUUGGGGUAAGUCGCUGGAG